AUGGCUAUGGCUCAACUUGUCGUGAGGAAUGAAGAAAAACCUGUAACCUCUGAAGGAAUAUCUGGCGGAAUGAAAGUGACAUUGAACAGACCAAAGAAGUUGAAUAGCCUAAAUUACGAGCUCAUUGUGCAGCUGCACAAAAUGUUUGAAAUGUAUGAGAAUGAUCCAGCCAUCAAGUUUGUAAUAUUAAAGGGAAAUGGAAAAGCCUUUUGUGCUGGUGGAGAUGUUACGUCUCUCAUGUCGCUCACGAGUGCAGGAUAUUGGAGCUUUGGUGCCAAUUUUUUUCGAAAACAAUACAGUCUAAACUACUUGCUUGGAACCUACAAGAAGCCAUUAAUCGCUCUUAUAAAUGGAAUCGUGAUGGGAGGUGGAGCUGGAUUAUCGAUGAAUGCAACAUUUAGAAUUGUCACAGAGAAAACACUAUUUGCAAUGCCAGAAGCAGCAAUUGGAUCGGUUCCUGAUGUUGGUGCAUCUCAUUUCUUGACGCGCCUUCCUGGUUUUUGUGGUGAAUAUGUGGCACUGACCGGAGUACGAUUGAUUGGGAUUGAAUUGGUUGAAUGUGGUCUUGCAACUCACUUUGUACAUUCAAAGGAUCUAGAUGCACUCGAGAAUGCACUUAGCAUCAUGGAUUCUUCUAACACAACCAACUUGACAAAAAUUUCUGAAGUGAUUAGCAAAUAUGCAAAUGUUGAAGUUCUAUCCCCUACUAAAUUCAGAGCUAAACUGGAAAUUAUCAACCAAUGUUUCUCAAAGGAGACUGUAGAAGAAAUAUUGCUAUCAUUGGAGAAUAUCGCCGCAACCAGCCCUGAAGAAUGGAUUCUUAAUGCCAUAAAGUCGAUCAAGUCAACAUCUCCACUUUGCAUAAAAAUUUCAUUAAAACUGAUGAGACAAGGGCGAUCCCAAAAUCUCGAACAAUGUCUUGCUUGUGAACAUCUUGCCGUUAGUCAUCUUCUACGACGAACAGUGAAUAAUGAUUUUUAUGAGGGUCCUAGAGCAAUGCUAGUGGAUAAAGAUAAAAAUCCGCAGUGGUCUCCAUCAAAACUAGAACAAGUGAAUGAGGAAAUGGUAAGCAAAUGUUUGUCCAUGAUCGAUGAUGAAGAUUGGCAGGCGUUGCAGCUAUCAGCUAGAAGAAACACGAACCACGUUAUUAUGUCAAAGAUCUAG
Molecule: messenger RNA, 1164 nt
Organism: Erigeron canadensis
Lineage: Eukaryota; Viridiplantae; Streptophyta; Magnoliopsida; Asterales; Asteraceae
Product: probable 3-hydroxyisobutyryl-CoA hydrolase 2
Exons: 12
Coding region: 1-1164 (387 amino acids)
Biological process (GO): L-valine catabolic process
Molecular function (GO): 3-hydroxyisobutyryl-CoA hydrolase activity
Source: RefSeq, a predicted model, not a curated record